Molecule: messenger RNA, 684 nt
Organism: Helobdella robusta
Lineage: Eukaryota; Metazoa; Annelida; Clitellata; Rhynchobdellida; Glossiphoniidae
Exons: 3
Coding region: 1-684 (227 amino acids)
Source: RefSeq, a predicted model, not a curated record
AUGGAUGUUGAAAAAGACUUGCUGAUAGUUGACGAGGUCGGCGUCUCUAGUCAACAAGCAGGGCGCGAACAAACUUCCGCCCGGCCCGUGUUUUCAGACCCCGAGAGGGUCUAUUGUAGAGUGGCGGAUCCCGGCCAGGAAAGACUCCGCCGAAGCGAAGGCUCAGAAAAUAUAUUGCUAGCUAUUUUACAAGGUGAUGCAAAACACAUAAGUGAACUGGCUCUUUGGAGAAUUUUACAACCAAGAAAAGAAUCCAAAGGGAAGAAAGUUUGUGAAUUCAAACUUCCAGAGCUUGAGAUUGAUGCAUCAAGCUAUUAUGAUUUAAUAGAUUUGGCGAUAGAAAAAAUAACAGAACCUCCACUGGCAAUAAAAUAUAGCGACAUAGAAAUUUCCAAUGACAUUUCUUCAAAAUGUCUUCUUGAAAUUGAAAAGUAUCCUUGCCACACUCAGGCAGUAGAAAGGUGCGUCAAGCUCGUGACAGGCUUCUAUAUCUGUUUGUGGACCAGAACCAAUACAUCAGCUCUCGUCAAUAAAGGUUUCUCACAUUGCUCAUCAUGGAACAGUUUGCCACUCAUCAUCCGUCAACAAUCAUCAAUAGAAACAUUUAAAAAGCGAUUGAGGCAGCAUCUGUUUGAACAGGCCUUUGGUGGCCGUGCUGACAUUUGUUUAUCCGGGCGCCUCUGA